UAAAGGUACCAAUAUGGCGGAGGCUUCCCUAGGGAGUUCAAGUCCAGUUGGCUCUUUAUCGUCAGAGGACCAUGACUUUGACCCAACAGCAGAAAUGUUAGUUCAUGAGUAUGAUGACGAGAGGACUCUGGAGGAGGAAGAGUCCCUGGAAGGAGGCAGGAACUUCAGAUCAGAGAUUGCAGAUCUUGAAAAGGAGGGGAACAUGCCUUUAGAGGAACUGCUGGCAAUUUAUCGCUAUGAAGCCUCAGCAGGUUCCAGUAUAGACAGUUCCUCAGGGGACCUGACCGAUGAGCUUCCUGACAUGACUUUGGACAAGGAGGAAAUAGCCAAAGACCUGUUAUCUGGGGACUAUGAAGAGGAGACUCAGUCUUCAGCUGAUGACCUCACCCCAUCGGUCACCUCUCAUGAGGCCACUGAUUUCUUCCCAAGAACACUUCGAUCUAAUGCUAUCUCUGAUGGCGAUAAAGAGUCAGAUUAUGAUGAAGAUGGUCCAAGCCCAGAGGACUCCAGAAAGGAAAUCAUGGUGGGAUCACAGUACCAAGCAGAGGUUCCCUCUUGCCUCUGUCACUACAAAGAUGGAGAGAAAGUUUAUGAAGAUGAAGAUGAGUUAUUAUGGAGCCCAGGUACAUUGCCAGAAAACAAGGUUAGGAGUUUCUUGUUUGACGUUUUGUCACGGACAACAGAUGACAAGAUGGGAUGUGACAAACCAGGCAUGCAUGUCCGAGACAAUGAACAGGCUUUGCAUGAGCUGGUAAAGUGUAACUACAACACCCGUGAAGCACUAGAGAGAUACUGCAGCCACGUAAAGUCCUCUAAAGAAAAAUCACCUCCGUGGUCAGAAGAAGAGUGCAAGAACUUUGAGCACGCACUACAGAUGUAUGACAAGAAUUUUCACCUCAUUCAGAAACACAAAGUCACAACACGAACAGUUGCAGAAUGUGUGGCAUUUUACUACAUGUGGAAGAAGUCAGAGCGCUUUGACUUCUUUGUGCAGCAGAAUCGGUUUGGGAAGAAAAAGUACAGCAGCUAUCCUGGUGUGACUGACCUGAUGGACAGGCUGGUGGACGAAGCAGAGGGACUGGCAGUGGACAGUUCCUCCUCUGUGUGCUCAGGAGCAGGUGGAGGCGGUAGGUUGGAGACGACCACAGACCAACAGCUCAGCUUACUCAACUCCAUCACUGCCAGUGACCUCACAGCGUUGAGUAACAGCGUAGCCACAGUGUGCAGCCCUGCGGAGGUCAGCUGUUUAGACUCCUACAGCUUCCCUCCACUGGAGAGUCUUCAUCGCGGGGGCCUGAAUCACGACGAAUCCCUUGGGUUUCCUUCCAACGGCGCCGACUCCGACUGUCUCAACAUGCUCGACGCUGGCUUCUACCAUUCAGACCUGGGUCAGCUCGGAGGGGUGUGCGUCAACAAGGAUUGUGAGCGGCCCUCUAAGAGACUCAAGAUGGCACUGCCUGACUCCUUUAUCAAUGAUGUCUCUGUGGGUAACCUUGGGGUGGACUUCGAAGCACGACGGACAACAACACACCACCACAGAAUCACCGGUGCCAAAAUGGCAGUGUCCGUCACAGACUUUGGGAGCUUGGCUGGCAGCGGUGAACCCAACGGGUUCCUGGGAGCACAUGCACGGCACCACACACAGCACACAGCAGCACUUCAGUCAGAGUGAUUUUCCUCGUCUUCUUUCCCUGUUUGAAACCUACCCUGCUUGUACAUAAGACUGACCUCACUGGAGAAUCCAAUUUGUUUAAAUUCUAUUAUAUAUAUAUAUAUAUAUAUCUAUAUAUAUGUAUAUGAAUAUACUUUUUUUCAUUUUUGUGUAAUAUGACAUCAGUGAUGUCUAUCAUAUAGAACUAAAAUCUUGAUUUCUCUCAAGAGUUUAUAUAGCCAUUUUAUUUUAUUUUUGUUGCGGUCUUGAGAUGUGUAACGUCCAUGUACAGUGGGGCCCAGAGGCUGCAGUAGGAGAGUUGUGUAUCUUCCUCCCUCACAUUUCCACACAACAUCUUCAGAGCUAUUUUCUAUUAUCCUGCCAUUCUUUUCAGCUGCCAAAUUAGCAUAGUUUUCUUCCUUUAGUGUUAGUAUUUAAUUGCUUGUGUUUGUUGUUUGAAGUGGUACUUUUUAAUUAGUGUUUGGUUUACAGGUACUUUAAAGUAACCAGGCUGGAGCAAAUGUGUUGAAAUUUGUCCCCAAAUUAACCUGGCUCGAUACUGUAUGAAGAGCAACACUAGCUAAGAAGUGUCUUGGCAGCACCUGAGCUGCCCCGGCCUUCCCGUUUGGUUUUCUUUUCUUUCUAUUCUCUCCUGUGGAAGCUUGUUUGUAGCCUGCUCGUUUACUUUUAAUCUGUUCAUAGUGGCCAAACUGGAACAUGUGAAUGUGUGUAAAAGUUUUUUUUUUAAUUCUUUGUAGUCAAGCCCAAAUUACACUUCUUGAUUCAUAGUCCUUACAUUUCAGACCAAUUAUCAAGACUCCUUUUGCAGCAAAACAUGGGAGUUGCCUCAUUCUACAGCCUGUUUUGUUAUUUGCUUUAAGGAGAGUCAGACAAGCAAACUGCAACAGCAAUAUUGUAAUGCAAAGAUAGUUUGGGUUAAUAGCCAUUGAAACGGACAUCAUCAGGAACAGUUAAGUAUCUGCUGCAUACACCUUUAGUUUCUCCUUCAGUACUUUCGGCUCAUGUUUUCAUCUUUGCUACUCAUAGGCAAGAUUAGUUCUUUGUCAUAUUUGUAGUAAAAAUCCUAAAUUAAGUUGCGCCAUUUUCUGACCACUUAAAGAAGCUCGGUAAACCUGCUAGAAGUAUUUAAUUAUAGCCACUCACUUUUGUAUACGACCUCUGCCUAACUUGUACUGACUAGACAAUGCCUUGUAUAUUCUAGUCGACAAUUUCUUGGAGUCUAGUAGCAGAAAUGGAGUGUGUUUCUCUUGACUGAAGUCAUUAAUUGUGAAUUGUAAGAUGUUUAGCGGGUCAUUGUCAGUUGAUUGGAUGCAGUAGUAGUGUUUACUUAAUUUAUCUAUGCAUUGUGAUAUGAAUAAUUAGUUUGUUUCAGGGUUACAUCAUGUUUGUCUUGUAAUUCACCAUCAUGUUUAGACAGGACUCAUGCUUUCAUACCAUCAUUAUUAUUAUUAUUAUUAUUAUUAAGUUAAAACUGCUUGAUCAAGUAAUUGAGCUCCAAGCCCAGCAACAGAGAAGAUAUUCACUUCUGCUUUUCAUGUAAAUAAUUAGCAAAUAGCCUUUAAAAAAUCUAUUAACUGACCUCUUACACUUGUGAAUCUGUGUUGAUACAAAGGUUUUAAUUUGAUUCCUUGUCAUAAGGCAAUAAUUUGUAGAUAUGUACAGAUAUUUUGGGUUUUGGAUUAUAAAGAUUGACUUGGUGUUUGAAUUUUUUUUUUUUCCUUCCUCUUCAAAAAGUCACGAUACCCAGACACCAGGACACGGCUGAACCACGCAUGCUGCCCGUGUCCACACCACUGAAAACGGCUUUACCUAAAGACGUAUUGAUAGAACUCAAUGUUGCAAUUUUGUAUUCAGAACUUGCAGCUAUGUGUAAAAGUUGCUCAUCUCUUUUCCCCUCAAAUUGUUUUACAUGUUGUUGUCUAUAUUUGUCUUGAUGGUAAAGGGAUGGCUGCUGCUCUAAGUAUGUGGAGAGCUAGUUUCUCUUUUAAUGCAAUGUGCAUAAUGCAGUAAGUCCUCCAAGCUCUUCUAGCUUUAGCAGUGCAGUGAUAUUUAUUUCAACUGUGGUUUGUACAAAGACUCAGAAAAACUGUCAGAAUGUAAAGGCCAUUCAGUAGUAGAAGUAGGUUUUUCACCACCCUGUGAACUCUUGAAAAUGUGAUAUUUUAUUGAUAUCUCUGGUAUGAGAUUUGUGUGUGCAAACAAGCACUAAACAAAUUUAUUUUAUAUUUUGUAUUGUGUUUUGAAGUUUAAAAAGGAAAAAAAUAGCAGUUGUGGUUUUGAAAAAGAAAGUCCUUUCAUGAAAACAAAAAACAUCUUUGUGAAUAAAAACCUACAAAACUUUAAAAAUGUAUAUCCAGAAAUAUAGACAAUCAAAAACUUCACUAUGAGAAAUGUUCAAGAAGCUAUCUUUAUUGUUUAUAAGAAUUGUACAUAAACAUUGAGUUUUUUUUCCUUUUGUUAAACAUUAUUUUGUAUUUUCUGUUGUACUUUAAUACCUUGUGUACAGAUCCAGAAAUAAAACUCUGGUAAAGGUUCGGA
Messenger RNA from Sphaeramia orbicularis (orbiculate cardinalfish), 4210 nucleotides. RefSeq names its product mesoderm induction early response 1, family member 3 b (gene mier3b). Gene Ontology annotation, biological process: negative regulation of transcription by RNA polymerase II. Gene Ontology annotation, cellular component: nucleoplasm. The coding region runs from base 14 to 1672 and encodes 552 amino acids. NCBI's taxonomy places the organism in Eukaryota, Metazoa, Chordata, Actinopteri, Kurtiformes, Apogonidae. The record is from RefSeq and is a predicted model, not a curated record. Gene Ontology annotation, molecular function: histone deacetylase binding; transcription corepressor activity. The transcript has 13 exons.